CUACAGCUUGUAGAAUUACAAUUACCUUUUCUUUUUCCUGCGUUUUGCGUGUAGCGAGUGUGAAGUAAUUGCAUUGAAUUUGUGCAAAAUAUCAUAUAAAUCUUAUGUAGAGCGGUGGUGAAAUAUUACUUUAUCAGCGGUAGCCACUUUUCCGUGAAGAGCUACUAAAAUUGCACAGAGGAGAAUUCAUUGAAUAGCAGCGGCCGAAUUGUAUCUUCAACAGCGCAACAGUGUGGAAGCUCAUCGUGAUCAAAUAGUGAACGUUAGUUGGUGACAGUGAAAGUAUAUAACGUUGCAAUAGUGAAAAAGUGUGCAAACGGAUAAAAAUGAGCCAAUUCACGCAUAUUUUACAACGCGAAUUUCCAGUCAUUGAUAAUGAAUUAAAAGAUUAUAUAGAAGGUGUACUCUGUGGCAGUUUGGAGGAUUUUGAGUCAUGCGAUGACAUAUAUGAAGCAGUGGGUGAUAUUCUCCAAAGCAUUAAUACAGAGAAAAGCGAGGAUGAUAUCAGAGAACUCUGCGAUGAGUUUUAUAACAUUAUCAAGAAGAAUACGAAGAAUGAGGCACGCAAAGUAUUAAAUGCACCCGUUAAUAUUGCCGCCAUGGCCAAAGAGAUGGAAAAUGUUGACAGACAUAUGCAAAGCAUAUGGCUCACUUCGAAGGAUGGGGGAUCGAAAGUUGACAGCAAGAAAUUGGAGAAAGCCGAGGCAAAGCUACAGCAAAAACAGGAAAAAAGGCAGGACGUGGGAAAAUCAGUGGUGGCAGCACCCGUGAAGCUACAGACUGCUACCGCUUCGCAAGUGCUCAGCAAGAAAAAUACAAAAAUGGAACAGAAGGGCACCAAUCGCUCGAUGGAUAUAAAAAUCGAAAACUUCGAUUUGGCAUUUGGCGACAAGGUACUGCUGCAGAACGCUAAUUUACUAUUGUCUUGUGGCCGACGCUACGGUUUGGUCGGCCGUAACGGUUUGGGUAAAACUACGUUGCUACGCAUGGUCUCUGAUCGCCAAUUGGCUAUACCCUCGCACAUCAGCGUACUGCAUGUGGAGCAGGAAGUAGUGGGUAAUGAUACCAAAGCCGUUGAUAGUGUUUUGGAAUGUGAUUUAGAGCGUAAUCAGUUAUUGAACCGCGAAAAAGAGAUACUUGCCACAUUAAACAGUGGCGUGCAGGACACGAAAUUAAGUUCCGAAUUAAAUGAAGUAUAUGCACAGUUGCAGAACAUUGAAGCUGAUAAGGCGGUGGCACGCGCUUCUGUUAUAUUACGUGGUUUGGGCUUCGAUGCGGAGAUGCAGCAAAGGCCGACCAAAUCGUUUUCCGGUGGUUGGCGUAUGCGUUUGGCAUUGGCCCGCGCGCUUUUCUCCAAGCCCGAUCUAUUAUUGCUCGAUGAACCUACCAACAUGUUGGAUAUUAAAGCCAUCAUUUGGUUGGAGAAUUACCUUCAAUCUUGGCCGACAACGUUGCUAGUUGUCUCUCACGAUCGUAACUUCUUGGAAACUGUACCAACAGAUAUCAUACACCUACAUUCCCAGGCUCUUGAAGCUUACAAAGGUAAUUAUGAGCAGUUUGAAAAGACAAAGACCGAAAAGUUGAAGGCCCAGCGGCGUGAGUACGAAGCACAAAUGGCACAUCGUGCGCACGUGCAAGAAUUUAUUGAUCGCUUCCGUUACAAUGCAAAUCGGGCUUCGUCGGUGCAGUCAAAAAUUAAAAUGCUAGAAAAACUACCAGAAUUGAAACCUGUUGAGAAAGAAACUGAAGUUAAACUGAAAUUCCCCGAUGUUGAACCAUUAAAUCCACCGGUCUUAGCUUUAUCCGAAAUCGAAUUUAGAUACAAUCAAGAAGAUCCAUUGCCCGUUUUUAAAAAUGUGAAUCUAUCAGCUACCUCCGAUUCUAGAAUUUGUAUUGUGGGAGAAAAUGGAGCUGGUAAAACAACACUAUUAAAACUCAUUGUUGGUCAAUUGACCACUAUCCAUGGUAAUAUUGUGUCACACCGUGGUCUACGUAUUGGCUACUUUGCGCAGCAUCAUGUCGACCAUUUGAAUAUGAAUACCACCUGUGUUGGCGUAUUGGCCGAACUCUUCCCGGGACGACCGGACGAGGAAUAUCGCCGACAAUUGGGUAGUUUUGGAAUAUCAGGUCCAUUGGCUUUACAAAGCAUUGCUAGUUUAUCAGGAGGACAAAAAUCGCGUGUCGCUCUGGCAAAAAUGUGCAUGGCCGAUCCUAACUUUUUGGUACUUGAUGAACCUACAAAUCACUUGGAUAUUGAGACCAUUGAUGCCUUAGGAAGAGCGAUUAAUGCAUUUCAGGGUGGCGUAAUUUUAGUAUCUCACGACGAACGUCUCAUUAAGGUGGUUUGCAAAGAACUUUGGGUGUGCGGCAAUCGUACAGUGCGCGGCAUGGAAGGUGGCCUGGAUGAAUACAAACGCGAAGUAUACAAAGAAAUCGAAGCGGCGAAUAGUUAAAUUGAAUUUUAGUGCAAAAUUGUAUUUUGUAUUUAUUCUAAUUGUAAUGAAUGCUCGUGCACUACAAAAGUAAACUGCACUGAUAUUGAUUUUACAAUUGCAUAUAAAUUAUUAGAUUUGAUCCAUAUGCAAAAAAUAAAAUAAAAACAAGCGGUAAACGCUAUAAAUGUUA
Messenger RNA from Anastrepha obliqua, 2625 nucleotides. Its product is annotated as ATP-binding cassette sub-family F member 3. The record is from RefSeq and is a predicted model, not a curated record. Gene Ontology annotation, molecular function: ATP binding; ATP hydrolysis activity. The coding region runs from base 327 to 2453 and encodes 708 amino acids. NCBI's taxonomy places the organism in Eukaryota, Metazoa, Arthropoda, Insecta, Diptera, Tephritidae. The transcript has 10 exons.